AUGUCCGAUAUGUUUGAAGUUACUAUACUUGGGGCUUCUGGAGGUCCAGUCGAUGGUAAUACCCAGAGUUUUAUGAUUAGACCUGCGAGAGCAAGAGAUUUGAAUGCUGUUUGUAUUGAUGGUGGGGCUGGGUUGGGUCAGAUUGUCAAAUGUGUGCUGAACAACGUUGGUGGAGAAGAAAGUUUGAAACGAGAUGAGAUGAGGGUUGAAAGUUUUUAUGAAAAUGAUUUUGAGUCUAUAGAUUUAUAUGUUGAUGAAGAUUUGACUAUUGAGGCAGGUUUCUCAAGGGGUAUUUACGAUUUAAGCAGUGCUGGGAGAUCUAAUACGAUUCAAAAAGCAGGUGCUUUGUUCCAUGGCAUAGGAGAAUAUUAUAUUACACAUGCUCAUUUAGACCAUAUUUCAGGUGCAAUUAUUAAUUCACCAUUGGCUUACGGUACGUCUGAGGACAUUUCAAAUGAUAAAGUCUUUCUAGGUUUGGAUUUCACAAUGGAGGCAUUAAAGAAACACAUAUUCAAUGAUAUAAUUUGGCCUAACCUUGUUCGUGAUGGUACGAAUACAAUAAACUUAAAGAGUAUUGCAGAAAGGCAAGGUUAUAGGUCAAACACAAUACCAGAUUGGCAGAUAUAUCCCUUUAAAGUGCACCAUGGAAACAAGAUUAAUUCUGAUACUGAAGAAAGUGUUUUAAGUACGGUUUACCUUGUAAGCGACACAGUUUCUGGUAAAUGUUUAGUGGUCUGUGGUGAUUUGGAGUAUCGUAUUGCUCCCGGUGGAGAUUGUGUUCCAAGUGAAAUAGCUAGAUUUUUGGUUGAUAAUGUGCCGCCUGAGAAACUUUCAGGAAUAUUUGUGGAGUGUUCAAAUACUUCAUCGAUUGAAAGUGAUAAACUUUAUGGACACCUAUCACCUAUUAGGUUGAUUAAAAUGGCUAAAAAAUUGGAAUCGUAUUAUUCUGAUCGUUACAAAGAUUUCGAUUCUUUGAAAUUAAAUAUAAUUAUUACUCAUGUUAAAAAAAUUUAUGCUGAAGUUGAUCCAAGGUUACAAAUCCUAGAAGAAUUAAAGCACCAUGCAUCAAAAGUCGGACUAACUAAUGUUCGUUUUUCUAUGGCUGUCGAAGGCUAUACAUAUUUUUUGUAA
Vanderwaltozyma polyspora DSM 70294 is the source of this 1131-nucleotide messenger RNA. RefSeq names its product 3',5'-cyclic-nucleotide phosphodiesterase PDE1 (gene PDE1). Lineage: Eukaryota; Fungi; Ascomycota; Saccharomycetes; Saccharomycetales; Saccharomycetaceae. The coding region runs from base 1 to 1131 and encodes 376 amino acids. The transcript has a single exon. The record is from RefSeq and is a predicted model, not a curated record. Gene Ontology annotation, molecular function: 3',5'-cyclic-AMP phosphodiesterase activity; 3',5'-cyclic-GMP phosphodiesterase activity. Gene Ontology annotation, biological process: cAMP catabolic process; negative regulation of glucose mediated signaling pathway; cGMP catabolic process.